CCUCUAGUCCACACAGUACAGCCCACUGUAGAAUCCCAGCCCAAACCUCUAGUCCACACAGUACAGCCCACUGUAGAAUCCCAGCCCAAACCUCUAGUCCACACAGUACAGCCCACUGUAGAAUCCCAUCCCAGGCCUCUAGUCCACACAGUACAGCCCACUCCCAAACCUCUAGUCCACACAGUACAGCCCACUGUAGAAUCCGAACCCAAACCUCUAGUCCGCACAGUACAGCCCACUGUAGAAUCCCAGCCCUAA
Lottia gigantea (owl limpet) is the source of this 258-nucleotide messenger RNA. RefSeq lists its product as hypothetical. Lineage: Eukaryota; Metazoa; Mollusca; Gastropoda; Lottiidae. The annotation marks the transcript as partial. The record is from RefSeq and is a predicted model, not a curated record. The transcript is spliced from 2 exons.